This is a messenger RNA of Lathyrus sativus (Indian pea), 1044 nucleotides long. Lineage: Eukaryota; Viridiplantae; Streptophyta; Magnoliopsida; Fabales; Fabaceae. The record is from the annotation of a GenBank genome assembly.
AUGGCUUCUUCAAUUUUCAAUCCUCCUUCUUCCACCACCGCUCUCCUCCUCCGCAGCCGCCACCCUAUCCGUGUGGGUCCCACCUCUCUCCGGUUCUUCACCAUUUGCUCCUCUCCCCCUUCAUCCCGUGUUCUCUCCAUCGUUGCUAGUGCUACCGAGGCAUCUGCUAAGGUGAUUGAUGGAAAAGCGGUGGCAAAGCAGAUCAGAGAGGAGAUAGCAGUUGAAGUCUCCAAGAUGAAAGAAGCCGUGGGUGUGAUUCCAGGGUUAGCUGUUAUUCUGGUUGGAGAUAGAAAGGAUUCUGCAACUUAUGUGCGCAACAAGAAGAAGGCUUGUGAAUCUGUUGGAAUAAAUUCCUUAGAAGUAAAUUUGCCUGAGGAUUCAACAGAAGAGGAAGUUUUGAACUAUAUUUCAGGCUACAAUGAUGAUCCUGCGGUUCAUGGCAUUCUUGUUCAGCUACCUUUACCAUCUCAUAUGAAUGAACAAAAUGUGUUGAAUGCUGUUAGAAUCGAGAAGGAUGUAGAUGGUUUUCAUCCAUUGAAUAUUGGCCGACUUGCCAUGCGAGGUAGAGAUCCCCUGUUUGUUCCUUGUACACCAAAGGGAUGCAUUGAACUACUCCACAGAUAUGGCAUUUCUAUUAAAGGAAAGAGGGCUGUUGUGAUCGGUCGGAGUAAUAUUGUCGGAAUGCCAGCUGCUCUCUUGCUGCAAAGGGAAGAUGCUACUGUCAGUGUUGUCCAUUCCAGAACUAGUAACCCUGAAGAGAUCACAAGACAAGCAGAUAUCAUAAUCUCUGCUGUUGGACAACCAAACAUGGUUAGGGGAAGCUGGAUAAAACCUGGUGCGGUCAUCAUCGAUGUUGGAAUCAAUCCUGUAGAUGAUCCAAGUAGUUCUCGAGGUUAUAAAUUGGUUGGAGAUGUUUGUUAUGAAGAAGCCAUACAAGUUGCCUCUGCUAUUACACCUGUUCCUGGAGGAGUUGGUCCAAUGACCAUUGCGAUGCUUCUACAAAAUACACUCAGCUCUGCAAAGAGAAUUCACAGUUUUGAAUAA